This is a messenger RNA of Symbiodinium natans, 375 nucleotides long. The record is from the annotation of a GenBank genome assembly. NCBI's taxonomy places the organism in Eukaryota, Dinophyceae, Suessiales, Symbiodiniaceae.
AUGUGCUUCCUCACUCCCAGCAGCCCCGUUGCAAGCGCCCCGCGAGCGGAAGGCGGCGUCACGCGCCCUCAGCCCCGCUUCGACGCAAACUGCGGUUCCUUCGGCUUUGCCGUCGGCGCAGCUGGCUUCUUGGUGCUGGCGGGCCGGCAGCUUCGCACUGCACGCAAGGCCGAGGGAAAGAUCAACAACAAGAUCGACCCCGAAGUGCCAAAAGUUGUCACCAAGGAGGACUUGAAAGCGGGCGACAAGAAAGUUUACUGCCGCUGCUGGCUUUCCGGCACAUUCCCGCUUUGCGAUGGGACCCAUGCCAAACACAACGAAGCCACCGGAGACAAUGUCGGCCCUCUGAUCGUGAGCGUGAAGAAGAGUGGGUGA